Messenger RNA from Gadus morhua (Atlantic cod), 2167 nucleotides. RefSeq names its product RAB35, member RAS oncogene family b (gene rab35b). Gene Ontology annotation, molecular function: GTP binding; GTPase activity. The record is from RefSeq and is a predicted model, not a curated record. NCBI's taxonomy places the organism in Eukaryota, Metazoa, Chordata, Actinopteri, Gadiformes, Gadidae. The coding region runs from base 259 to 864 and encodes 201 amino acids. The transcript has 6 exons.
UGAUAGUUGGGUGCAGUCGCUGCCAGAGAAGGAAGCGGAGUUUCCGGCUAUUUGCAACGGAGUGCGAGGACUGCUGACACCGCGAAACCCCGUGAAAAAAGCCGCCGGCUCGGGGGCUAGAAGUUUAGCAUCGGUAGCGGUCGUUUUUCCCUCCAUACCAGUUUAAGCUGUUCAAUUACGGGCCACGGGUUCGAACAGCGAGCGGAGAGGAAGAGCGAGGACUAGGCAUCAGGCGGGGGUGACCCACCGACUACCGGCAUGGCCAGGGACUACGACUACCUCUUCAAGCUGCUCAUCAUCGGGGACAGUGGAGUGGGAAAGAGCAGUCUCCUCCUGCGAUUUGCAGACAACACUUUUUCAGGGAGCUACAUCACCACGAUCGGUGUGGACUUCAAGAUCCGGACGGUGGAGAUCAAUGGCGAGAAGGUGAAGCUACAGAUCUGGGACACGGCCGGGCAGGAGCGCUUCCGCACAAUCACCUCCACAUACUACAGGGGGACCCACGGGGUCAUCGUGGUGUACGACGUCACCAGCGCCGAGUCUUUCGUCAACGUCAAGCGAUGGCUCCAUGAAAUCAACCAGAACUGUGACGACGUGUGCCGAAUAUUAGUCGGGAACAAAAACGACGACCCCAACUCGAAGGUGGUGGAGACGACCGACGCCCAGAAGUUUGCGGAGCAGAUGGGCAUCAACCUGUUUGAGACGAGCGCCAAAGAGAACAUCAACGUCGAAGAGAUGUUCAACUGCAUCACAGAGCUGGUGCUGAGGGCCAAGAAGGACGUGAUGGCCAAGCAGCAGCAGCAGCAACAGAACGACGUGGUCCGGCUCGGCAAGAGCAGUAAACGAAAGAAAAAGUGCUGCUAGCGAAGCCCAGUGGGAAAACGGCCAGCAGCUUCUCUUCUGCAAAGAACACACAUCAACACACAUUCUCACACACACACACACACACACACACACACACACACACACACACACACACACACACACACACACACACACACACACACACACACACAUCAACACACAUUCUCACACACACAUAUAAACACACACACUCAACGGGACUCCAAGUAUCUUAAAAUAUUCAGUAAAUAUACACAUUUAAGGAAACUAAAUAAACGGAAAAUGUCCCCUUUGGACAUGCCAAUCAUGAAGACUUACGGAAAAGGAAAAUGAAAAAAAUAAAUGUACAGAUUUUAUGAAAAAGUCAGAUCAUGUUUUACUGGAGCUCCGCAGCGUCACACUGAGAUCCUCCUUUUCACUUCAUGUUUUUAAUUUCCCCUCUUAACGGGACGUGAGCACGCAGCGGUCCCCCCCCCACGGCCCCUCCAGUCACCAGACGUGCAGCCGGCGCUCUAGCAGAAGAUAAGGGCAUCUCGGGGGGUUUCCUUCAGUGCGGAGGGUUUUCAGAGGUCGGGGGGACAGGUGAAGGCGGAGGGUUUUGGAUCCUCACCUCUUUAACCGAGGGAUGCUUAGAGAGUAUUUCAAUGGACACAACUGGUGCCAGGAAUUAUUUGUUCUGUUUGUGAUUUUUUUGUCUUGUCUAUGAUUUGCCAACCCCCCCCCCCCCCCCCUGCUCUUUACCCUCCUACUUCCAGUUGUGCUGAGCCAACAAGUUUAUCUUUUAUACCUUAGCCUCCCCCUCCAUCAAUUGUUGUUUUUUUAUUAUAAAAAAUAUUAUACUGCCAAAAUUAUCUAAAUGAAAAGAAUGCUUUUAUGAAUUCAAGUGUCAGACUGUAGCCUCAGCCUCCUCCUCUCCCAUCCCGCUACCUGCUCACUCUACACGCCACAUAUCAGCACUGGGCAUGGCAGCAGAGCAUUCACCUCCUGUUUUGGACCACUAGAGGGAGACACACACACACACACACACACACACACACACACAAGGCUCUUUACUCGAUGAGAGCUGGAGACCAGAGGAGCAGUCCACAGGGUUUUUUCAGGCCCCAGUAAGACCAGGACUCACCCUACACCCGUCAUUACCUUGGCAUGUGCCACUUUUACUUUGAAAGAGUCUGCUUGCGGUAAAUGUAUCCCACGGUGUGUUUUAGUAAUCACAACUGUCAACGACGUGGCUUUAGCUCCUCGUCGCCUUGUUAAACGGAUGGUGACGUGUCAUUGUGUAUGGUUUGAUUAAGAGACUCUAUUAAAAUUCUCUUGUCACUCA